This is a messenger RNA of Volvox carteri f. nagariensis, 1182 nucleotides long. RefSeq lists its product as uncharacterized. NCBI's taxonomy places the organism in Eukaryota, Viridiplantae, Chlorophyta, Chlorophyceae, Chlamydomonadales, Volvocaceae. The transcript has 8 exons. Gene Ontology annotation, molecular function: protein binding. The record is from RefSeq and is a predicted model, not a curated record. The coding region runs from base 1 to 1182 and encodes 393 amino acids.
AUGCAAUCGUUCAUUGCGUCAUCAUCCCUUCAUCCGUCAAAAUUUCAAAUCAGCCAGCCAGUUACUACUUUUCCUCAGCAGCAUUCGCAUGUCUCCUUGUCCUUUAUCGCACCCGGCUCACCUCUUUGCUACCCUUUUGCUUUGCAUGUGCCUUUUGCCACUACUUCUGCGGCCUGGCCAGGUGGGCAAGCCAACGUUAACAAGGGCGGAAGGCUAUCAGCUUGGAAACGGUUCUCAGCAAUUAAUCCCAUAAAGAUUAAGAAAUGCAACUUGCUAGACAAGCACCUAGCGCUCUGUGUGCACAUGUUCACGCAACAGCUGUUAACGCUCGAUACCUUCCCGUUUAGGAAGGCCGUUGAGGUUUGUGCGGCCAAGCCCCGCGUCUUCGAUGCUGAGGCUCUGCAUCGCUCCUGCUACUCAAUGGCAGUUGAGGAGCUGGGGAUUGCGCACCCCUUGUCUUCGCUUACCCGCGCUAACUUGAUUGAGGCGCUUAUGGUACAGAAAGCUUGGGAGCCGGCCGGGUCUCUAAAUGUCAAAGUUGCUGAUCAAGAACAGCAGGGCCAGGAGUGUGACAGCAAGGAGGAAAAGGUCGACAUGAGCGAGGCCAGGCAAUUGCUGCAGGCUGCUCUGUCGCAGCUGAAGGCAGAAGCCGAGAUCUUGAAGGUGGCGGCUGCAAACCCCAGUGCACUGGUUGGAAAGGGUAUCGAAGGUCUCACCCAGAGCGAUGGCUUCAGCAGCGACCAGUGUGAACUGACGGCCACUGCAUUGUAUUGCCGCACAUGCAUUGCUACUGUCCGCACCUAUAUCGAGCUGGGACGGUUGGAGAUGGAGGCAGGAGAGGACCUGGCGGCUGCGGAGGAUGCAUAUCGCGCGGCGGUAGAACUGUGUGAUGAGGUAUAUGGAGCGGACAGCAGGGAGAGCCAGGGGACGGCCUCUAGUCUAGCGAACUGCCUACGAGCUGCUGGGAAAAAAGAGGAGGCCAGGGUACUGUAUGAGAGGCUGUACGACCUAACAUUCAAGCGCAACGGCUGCGGCGAGGCGACAGCUGUGCACUUGGCCCAGUCGCUUGCAGACCUGGCAGAGGAGGCUAGGGGUCUCUGCUUAGUCUUUGGUAGCCCGUUGCUGGCAUUUCAUUCUGUUGCCUGGCCUCAGUUUGCAAGUCUUUCAUUUUUCGACUUUUAA